UUCAAUGCAAAUAUGUAGUGGGUGUAUAACAGUUUGUUUUACAUUCUCACUCAUUAAACACGAAUCAAUCAACACAUGCUUCUCUUUGAACGACUUAAUAUAAUAUUAAACUUUUAUGAAAUAAAUGAAAAAUAAACGUUUGGUUCCUCAACUGCGUUGCCGAUUCCAGUCAGCAGAUGGCGAUGUGCUUCUUUUAGGUUCAGGCGACGCUGACAGUGUGACGUAUAAUCUAGUAGACCGGAAGCUCCAACAACAACAGCUUGUCAGACACCUCGGUAUCUUUCUAGCAAACACAGCUACAACAUUCACUCUCUUUACAGUCUUUUGGUGUACAUUAGUCGCUGUGUAUUAAACACUUCCGUCGUAUGUACUUGUUGGCCCAUUUAUGUAUUUACGUUGUUUGUCAGCUAGCUGGUUUGCUAAGUUAGCUUAGAACUAGGCCAGUCGCUAAUGCUAGCUAGCUAACAUCUCCGACCAUGAGUUCACUAAGCUACUUUCCUCCUGCUAAAGGAGAGUGGGUCUGCUGGACGGAGAAAGAAGCUCUUGUGAAAGAGGAGGAGGAAGAGAAGGAUGUUACAAUACAAAAACAAGUAGAGGGUGAGGCUUUUGCCGUGAAAGAAGAAGAGAAAGACGUUUCAGUGAAAGAAGAGGAAGGCGCGUUCAGAGUGAAAGAGGAGGAUUUCACAGUAAAAGAAGAGGAGGAUGCAGUUUUUGGACUGAAAGAGGGGGAGAUGACUGUUACAUCCACAAAGGAGGAGGAAGAAGAGGAGUUUGGCGAUCUGGGCCCGGUUUCCCAAACGCAUCUUAAGGCAUCCAAUGGUUCUAACGAUGUUAACACUAGAGAGAGACGGGACAAUCGUGGAUCCUCUGGGGAGCCUCAACAACAUCAUGAUGAUGACGAGGCAGAGAAGAGUCUCUCCAGAUCAGAACUCCUCAAGAAACACCAGCAGAGACCCACAGGGAAGAAAUCUAACUGCUGCUCUGACUGUGGGAAAAGAUUCAACUCUUCAUUAAAACUUAAAAUACAUCAAAGAAUUCACACUAGAGAGAAAUAUUUUGGCUGUGAUCAAUGUGGGAAGAGUUUUACUGCAUCUAGCCAUCUGACUAUACACCAGAGAACACACACAGGAGAGAAACCUCAUAGCUGUGAUCAAUGUGGGAAGAGUUUUACUCGGCCAGACAGCCUGAUGGUACACCAGAGAACACACACAGGAGAGAAACCUUAUAGCUGUGAUCAAUGUGGGAAGAGUUUUUCUACAUCUGGCCAGCUGACUUUACACCAGAGAAUACACACGGGAGAGAAACCUUAUAGCUGUGAUCAAUGUGGGAAGAGUUUUACUACAUCUGGCCAGCUGACCUUACACCAGAGAAUGCACACAGGAGAGAAACCUUAUAGCUGUGAUCAAUGUGGGAAGAGUUUUAUUUCAUCUGGCCAGCUGACUUUACACCAGAGAAUACACACAGGAGAGAAACCUUAUAGCUGUGAUCAAUGUGGGAAGAGUUUUACCACAUCUAGUCAGCUGACUCUACACCAGAGAACACACACAGGAGAGAAACCUUAUAGCUGUGAUCAAUGUGUGAAGAGUUUUUCUAGAUCUGACCAUCUGACUUUACACCAGAGAAUACACACAGGAGAAAAAUCGUAUAGCUGUGAUCAAUGUGGGAAGAGUUUUACUAGAUCUGGCCAUCUGACUUUACACCAGAGAAUACACACAGGAGAGAAACGUUAUAGCUGUGAUCAAUGUGGGAAAAAAUACUCUGAUAAAAGAUCUAUGAUUAAACAUCAGAAACAUUGUUUCAUGAUAUCAAUGAAAUAAUGUCACAAUGUAAAAUGUUUUAACAUUGUAGAAGGAUUAUUUUAAUGAUGUCACAAUGUAGAACCCUAAAUGGUUGUCCCCUGUUCUAUUGAUUUCAGCAUGAUAUGGAUUUUAGCCUCAGGGGAAAAAUCGAGGCCCCGAAUUGGAAGAGUACUAUUUAUGAUUUAACAAAAAGUGACUAACAACAAAAGAGUUGUUACACACCACGUUGGUGACCCAAAAUGCAACACAUCAAAAUGUAGCGAGCAGUUUUCAACAAAUUGUCCUCUAGCCAGUGAUGUACACAUUAUUCCCAGAUUCCAUGUGGUUUUUGCUGUGUUCGUUUUUACAGGACGUGCAGCCUCCUCUCGCACAAUUGAUUUCAACAUGAUAUCGAUGAGUGAUGACAAGUAAGUGUUGUGUUCCUUUGUUUUUUGACCCCUAAAUUUAAAUGCAUCACUCCUAAAUUGUAGCUGACUGUCUUCUGCAGGUUGUCCUCUAACCAGUGAGGUAAAAGAUAUCUCCCAUUUCCAUGUGUUUUUUUUAGUUGUGUUAGUUUCAACAGCACAUACAACCUGAUUUCCCCCUAAUCGAUAUCAGUGAUUUAUUGCUACUUGUCAAAACAACAUUGUUUUUGGUGCUUGUGCAGUUUAUAAGGUGCUUGUUUAAGAAAAUACUUCAUAUGAUUAUUGUGGCAGUUGUUUGUGUAGAUAGUACAUUUUAUGUUUAGGAUUUCAAUUUAUCACAAACUUUUUCUGCAUUUGGACUAUUGAUUUGGACACGUUUAAACUGUGACAUUGGGGCUACCCCACCUAGCAAAAUGUAGUUGAAAAUAAGACUAUGCGAAAGUUGAAAAUAAAACAAUUUAAUUGCAAUGUACUUGCAGCCUAUACACAUGGACUCAGUAUAAUAAAUUGGUCUUCUAUCAAUUUUAUAUCACUCCAGUAUUUCUUUACAACAUUCAAAUGCUAAUUGUCUUUAUUCCACUACUGAAGAAGCAUGACUCAAAUCACCUCAUAUUUCAAACGUCCAGCCUGACAAAAGAUACAUGUUUUAUUAUUCCAUGCCUCACCCUUAGUUAAGUUAAUUAUUGUCAAUACAUAUUAAGAGGGGUACAUUUGGUUUUGAUAUUUAAUAUUUACAAUUCAUGUAACAUUUAGUAAUCAUAAUUAUUUAUGCAACCAACUGACAAUUUUUGUGUACAAUUAUAUUGGAAUUGUUAUCCUGCUUUUAGAAAAUCAGGGAUCAUUUUCAGAUGUGCCAACCCAAAUGUUCUGUAGCAUGACAUUGGGGACUGGGCCCCGAUCCAACAACAUGCCUAUCUAGUGAACCCUGAAAAGAGAGAGAAGCUCUGCAGUUAAGUGGAAAGUUACUACGGAUAUUGCAUGUCCGUCAUAAAGAACAACUUGGUUGCUGAUUGUCUCAAGCAUGGGCAGUCUAAAUGUUUUGUGUUUUGCAUUUAGCCAGUGCGUUGCCAAGGAUCACAAUUUAUUUUGACUGCACGUUUUUCUGUAUUGGAGACAAGAGUUCUAGAAGCUAGUGAGUUUUAGGAAGAGAGUUCUAGAAGCUCGUGAGUUUUAGGAUUCUAUAGAAAGAAAAAGGAGUCAAAAAAUAAUGUGUAUAUUAUUUUUUAGAAAUACGUGCUUUUAUUUGUUUUUAAUUGUUGACAGCCAGUAGAUACCAUGUUUAUAUUGUGGAAGGUGAAGCAUUGUAGUUGAUUAGAAUGAGAAAUGGAAGUUUUCUGUUGUUGGUGAGCAAACUUGUCCAACAAAAAUAUAGGAUAUAUUUGUCUUAAAGGGGAAGGUGUUACAGGCUUUGGUUUUUCCAUUUAUGCUUUGAGGUUGGAGUUUAGCACGUAUAGCUCGUUAGCAUGUAGAGCGCACAGAUAGGUGUCACCAUGUUACAUCUGUGCUGGCUUUCCCAUCUCGUUUGGGUUUAAUAUUUUAAUCAAUGGAUUUUCCUCAGGGUCAUUAGUCUUUCAGUUGUUAUUCGCCUGUUUUUUUUAUCCUCUUAUGUUUGUUGUGGUAAAUAUUUGUUCAUAUUCAGUUUUUUUAUACAUUUUUUCACGUGAAUCCAUUGCGUUGCAUCCAUGUCUGAAAUGUGGUGUAUAAAUAAAGCUUGAUUUGAUUUGAA
Molecule: messenger RNA, 3929 nt
Organism: Oncorhynchus keta (chum salmon)
Lineage: Eukaryota; Metazoa; Chordata; Actinopteri; Salmoniformes; Salmonidae
Product: zinc finger protein 664-like
Exons: 2
Coding region: 477-1817 (446 amino acids)
Biological process (GO): regulation of transcription by RNA polymerase II
Cellular component (GO): nucleus
Molecular function (GO): DNA-binding transcription activator activity, RNA polymerase II-specific; RNA polymerase II cis-regulatory region sequence-specific DNA binding
Source: RefSeq, a predicted model, not a curated record